GUUGCUGCGCGCGAGAGCACGCAGGGUUGCUGUGUGCCGGAGGAAGGGCGCUCGUGCGCCUCUGCAAGUGUGCGAAAGCUCGCAAAAUCGCGUAAUUUCAUGAACGUGUGAUCGUUUAUUCGCUGGCAAUAGGGCUAUGAGGAACAAAAUGGGGAAAAAAAUCCCUAAACUCUCACCUGCGUGUUCACACUUCCCGCUCUCUACACUCCUGACGGAAAUAUUGACAGAAGAAUACCAACGCUUUCGUUGCCUGUUACUCAUUUAUUACAGACAAACACAAGAAGAAAAGUGAAGGUUGUAACUCGGAUGUUUUACGUUCCCUUCCAGUGUUUCCGAAGAUGGACACGGUUGGCUGCAUUAAGGGGUUUCUCAUAGUUUUCUGCGCUGUGUUCUGGGUUUCCGGCAUGUCCCUGAUCACGGUCGGUGCGUUGUGUCGCACCACCUUCUCCAGGAUGGAAUCUUUCACUGGACCAGCAAUGACGCACACUCCCACAGCGCUGGCCGUACUGGGUGCCACCAUCUCCCUGAUUGCCUUGAGUGGCAGCAUCGGAGCGUGGGCAGGAAGCCGCGUGCUUCUCGGACUGUUUGCAGGCUUGCUUAUGUUGAUACUCGCUGUGGAGAUUGUGGGUGGAAUUCUCCUUUACAUCUUCAGCAGUAAGGUGGAGGAGGAGUUUAUCUUGAAAGCCAAAGCUGUAAUUACGGAGUAUAACAUGAAAGACAAAGCUGCCAUUGAUGAACUUCAGAGUAAGUUCCAGUGCUGUGGAGCAGUGAAUUACACGGACUGGUUCCACAGCAGGGGCUGGCAUAAUGGCACCAGUGUGCCGGACUCCUGCUGCCAGUUGAGCUCCAAGGCAUGCGGGAAAAACGCCGUCACCGGAAAAAUCUACCAUAAGGGUUGUGUCCUUGCCAUUAAAAUCUACUUGGAGAAGAAUGCUGUGGGACUAGGAGCCACCUGCAUCAGUCUGGUGACCAUGGAGUUCUUGGGCACACUUCUGGGAUUGUGUCUUUUGCACAACAUCCCUCACGGGAAAAGGACAAAGACCUCAGAUGAUUAGGUCCAAGACUUCUUUGUAUCCGUUACCCUGAUAUGCCUUUUGCUUCACAUUUGCAACAUCUGUACAUUGUAUUGACCUUGUUUUUCUCUGUUAACAUCAGUGUUUGUAUUUUCAGGAGAAGUGAGACCCGCAAUUAAAGUGUUUAUAAAAA
Molecule: messenger RNA, 1206 nt
Organism: Scleropages formosus (Asian bonytongue)
Lineage: Eukaryota; Metazoa; Chordata; Actinopteri; Osteoglossiformes; Osteoglossidae
Product: CD63 antigen-like
Exons: 7
Coding region: 339-1055 (238 amino acids)
Cellular component (GO): plasma membrane
Source: RefSeq, a predicted model, not a curated record